This is a messenger RNA of Tupaia belangeri chinensis (Chinese tree shrew), 3093 nucleotides long. RefSeq names its product guanylate-binding protein 2. Gene Ontology annotation, molecular function: GTP binding; GTPase activity. The record is from RefSeq and is a predicted model, not a curated record. Lineage: Eukaryota; Metazoa; Chordata; Mammalia; Scandentia; Tupaiidae. The transcript has 11 exons. Bases 229 to 1992 code for a protein of 587 amino acids.
UCUGUUUCCUCUUUCCUGUUGCCUAAUCAUCAGGUCUCUGAAGAAGAUUUGGAAAGCCUCAGAACACUGGAGGGAUAAAGUAAAAACCUAAAGUUCCAGUGAGAGAGAAAAGUGGGAGAAAGCAGAGCUGCAAAAUGCAGAAAAAAGAGGAAGAGGACAGGCACUCCUGAAACUUUCCUAUGGAAGCUGCUUUCUUCUCCACUCUGAAGAUAAAGAAACACUCUACAGAUGGCCUCAGCAGACUUCAUGCCAGGCCCAGUGUGUCUCAUUGAGAACACUGAAGGGCAGCUAGUGGCCAAUCAGGAUGCUCUGAAUAUCCUGUCCGCUAUUACACAGCCUGUCGUGGUGGUGGCUAUUGCGGGCUCCUCCCGCACAGGCAAAUCCUACCUGAUGAACAGGCUGGCUGGGGAAAAAGAGGGCUUCUCUUUGGGAUCCACAAUGCAGUCUCACACCAAGGGAAUCUGGAUGUGGUGUAUGCCUCAUCCCAAGAAGCCAAACCACACCUUGGUUCUGCUUGACACAGAGGGCCUGGGAGAUGUAGAGAAGGGUGACAACCAGAAUGACUCCUGGAUUUUUGCCCUGGCAAUCCUUCUGAGCAGCACCUUUGUAUACAAUAAUACGGGAACUAUCGACCAGCAGGCCAUGGACAAACUACACUAUGUGACAGAACUGUCAGAUCAAAUCAGAGCAAAAUCUUCACCUAAUGAUAGUAAGGUAGACGACUCAGACAACUUUGUGAGCUUCUUUCCAGUUUUUGUGUGGACUUUGAGAGAUUUCUGCCUGGACCUAGAAGUAAAUGGACAACCCAUCACUGCUGAUGAGUACCUAGAGCGGUCACUGAAGCUAAAACAAGAAACUGAUCCAAAAAGCAAAAGCUUUAAUGAGGCCCGACUGUGCAUCCAAAAGUUCUUCCCAAAGACAAAGUGCUUUGUAUUCGAUCGGCCUACUCAGAGGAAAUACCUUAAACAUCUGGGGCAGCUACAGGACAAAGAUCUGAACCCUGAAUUCACAGAACAAGUUGCAGAAUUCUGUUCCUAUAUCCUAAGCCAAUCCAGUGCCAAAACGAUCUCGGGUGGCAUCACUGUCAACGGACCCCGUCUACGGAGCCUGGUGCAGACCUUUGUUAAUUCCAUCAGCAGUGGAGACCUGCCCUGCAUGGAAAAUGCAGUCCUAGCCAUGGCUGAAAAACAGAACUCAGCUGCAGUGCAGAAGGCCAUUGCCCACUAUGACCAGCAGAUGGGCCAGAAGGUGCAGCUACCCACAGAAACUGUCCAGGAGCUGCUGGACCUGCACAUGGCCAGUGAGAGAGAGGCCAUCAAAAUCUUCAUGAAGAAUGCUUUCAAGGAUGUGGACCAUUCAUUUCAAAAGUUACUGAGGGACCAGCUGGAAGCAAAGCGCGAUGACUUCUAUAACCAGAAUAUGAAAGUAUCAUCAGACUGUUGCAAGGCUUUACUUCAGGAUAUUUUUGGUCCUCUUGAAGAAGAUGUGAAGCAGGGGACAUUCUCUAAACCAGGAGGUUACCAUCUCUUUAUUCAGAAGAUAAAGGAGCUGAAGGAAAAAUACUAUCAGGUACCCAAAAAGGGAAUACAGGCAGAAGAGAUGCUGAUAGAAUACUUGCAGUCCAAGGAGGAUUUGGCAGUUGGACUUGUGCAGAAUGACCAGUCACUCACAGAAAAGGAAAAAGAGAUUGAAGUGCAAUGCAUAAAGUCUGAAUCUGCAGAAGCUGCAAAUAAAAUGUUGUUGGAAACAAAAAAGAAAAAUGAGGAAAUGAUCAAACAUAAAGAUAAGAGUUUUCAGGAACAUCUGAAACAAUUGACUGAGAGGAUGGAGAAGGAGAAGGCCCAGUUAAUGGCAGAGCAACAGAGGAUCUUAGAUCUUAAACUUAAGGAACAGACCCAAAUUCUCGAGGAGAUAGGGAAACGGAUGAAUGAACUUCAUAGAGACUUGCGGUAUAGCCGAAGGAUGUACAAAUCAACAUGUAACAUACUCUAAAAAUCCAAAAAAUAAAAUUUCUGUACCCAACUCCCUCUCCCCAAGGAACAAAUUGAUCGAACAACUUCAAAAUAACAAACAAUUGCUACUAAACUAAACUUGAAGUCAUGGUGCUUGCAUACUGGUUGAGCGAUAAAAUUUGCAAAGUGAAGGUUAAAUGUGAAGGUAAUGGCCUAAAUCCUAAGUGAUUCUAUUAAUACUGGUUCAUAUUAUUGAUUAAUAUGAUGUUAACUGGAUGCUUUAUUUGUAAUCAUGCUCAUAAUUCUAGAGAGAUAUUAAAUUGUGUAGUUGUGAUACAUUUUACAAUGGGAGAGAUCAUGCAGGUUCUGUAUGGAGUAGACAUUUUUGUCCUCAUAUAGACCACCCUUCUAGAUAUUCUCAGCCCCACACUCUUACUCAAGGAUUUACUUUAGUCCUAGGAUAGGAUUGGAGUGUUGCAAACAGGAAAAAUCUGAUAAGAUUGAACAAAACCAUGAGGCACAGCUGAACUUCUGCUAAGUUGUCUUUCGAUCACAUGCUGCUGCAAAUAAGGGAGAUCUGAGACACUUAACUUGACGUCAGGGUGCAGGCAGUUUACAGUUUUAGCUGGUUGGAGUCUGCAUGAUCUGUGGGCACUCAAGGGACUCCUGGGCACUGGCAGAGGAGGUGGUCCCCUGCACAGAAGGCACGGAUGAGUGGAGGUCCUAUCUUCUCUGUGUGGGUAGCUCUCUAGAUAAAUAUGGCCCAGUGUCAGGUCUCCUAAAUCUCUCUCUUCCCCUUUUCUAAUUUCUCUUUUUAGUCUUUUCCAUUCUUUCAGUUUAGAAAAUAACUUCUAUAAUCACAGAAAGGGAAACUUUAACUUAAACUCAAAUAUAUUCCUUCUCAUUCACCUAAGGACCAUGACUAUAAUACACAAAACCUGAAACUUAACUCCGUUUUUCUUUGUGCCCCUCUGUUAUGACAUCUUAUCUUUGAAGUCACACAGGUUAAAAGUUUUGCUAGGAAGAACCAGAUGACAGAAGGAAAAAUUAAGAAUAAUUCAUUAACACAAAAAAAAAACAUGAAUCUACCAGAAUUGUUUCAAAAUUUCUAUGUUCAGGACUCUUUAUGGCAAGUCACAGA